Molecule: messenger RNA, 1678 nt
Organism: Epinephelus moara (kelp grouper)
Lineage: Eukaryota; Metazoa; Chordata; Actinopteri; Perciformes; Serranidae
Gene: ly6pge
Product: lymphocyte antigen 6 family member pge
Exons: 3
Coding region: 198-587 (129 amino acids)
Molecular function (GO): acetylcholine receptor inhibitor activity
Source: RefSeq, a predicted model, not a curated record
UUGCUCAUCCAGGAGAAGAAGCAACUGUUGACACUCAGCACAGAGCUGUGGGCCCCAGUAGAGGGGCUGCUAAUCUGCUGGUCAGUACAGGAGGGGAUAUUAGCUCAUCUGAUAGCUCAGAUUAAGCUCAGGGGGCUUUAGGAGCAAACAACCUGCUUUUCAUUGUGUGAUCAGGACGAGUGAGGACCACCAACGCCAUGAGAGCUGUCCAGUACUGUCCACUGCUCCUGCUUUCUCUGGUCCUGCUAGCAACCAACAGUGAGGCUCUGCGAUGUUUCACCUGUAUGGGCUCCAAUAAUGAGGACUGCAACCGGCAAGGCUCCAAAUCUUGUCCCAGCUACUCUGAUGCCUGCGCUGUGGUGGUGGGCCAUGACAGUGAGUCCAACCGUGACAGUGGAGUGAUGAAGUCGUGCUCCUACAAGUCUUUCUGUAGUCAGGCCAACAGCCAGGGCUAUAGAGCACCAGGUGUCAAAGUUCACUGCUGCUACAGUGAUGACUGCAAUGUGACGAGCUUCGCCUCCGGGCUGCCAGGACUCAACUAUCUGCUGCUGUUUCUGCCGCUGUUGUUCCACUGCUUUUUCAAGUAGACAUUUGACUCGACUUCACCAUGCCAACAAGUAUCCAUCUGCAACACAAACGCCAACUACUGUUAUUUUCAUUUACUCUAAAAAUGCCAAAUAGCCCUGCCUAAUUUUACACUACACACUGUACUACUAUUCAACUCUUUUUACCUUAGUCAUCUAAACUGAAGCAUAGACACCAAGGAGUGACAGCACAUAGAAGAGGUGCUAGGUGUGACUGCAUGGAUUAUACACAUCAUGUUGGAUUGACUCCAUUAAGCAGUAGUCAAGUAGAUGCGUCUUUUAAGGGAUUUCACUAAGCCAAUAACUAGAGGAUCCUAAGGGAAGUGCUGGAUAACAGGCAGAGAUAAUUUAUUAUGUGCUUCCUACAUUACAGAGAGGGACAUGUUGUUCAUCAGUUUUACCACCCGCUCUGAUGCUGAGAACACAGUGUUUGAAACUGCAGGGUAACAGGAACAAGACUAUCUCUUUGAAUUCUUACUAAUCACCUCUGAAGUUACAUUGCAGCAGAUGUUCCGUGAGGCUAUAUAUGGCACUAAGAGAUCAAUCAGCUGGUGUGUCCUCACUUCUACCUGUCAAUCACACACCUGACGAGCUGUGUGAGAUAUUUCGGAAAGUGCGAAAACACUUCUCACACACUGCAAAUCCACAUAAGCCUUUUACAUGGCCUAGGCCAGGUGCAUUACACCGAUGAGGUUAAUCCACUGUGUUUGAAGUCACUUAAGGAAUUACUUGGUUUAUAAAAAGAGCAUGAGCACACCUUGCUGUGGGAUGGCCUAUAAGUAGAGGCUGCUGUAUAUAUUGUAUAGAAAUGAUAAUAAUACAAAUAAUCAUGUUCAUUGUGUAAUUUUCCUUUGCAGAGCUCAUGUUAGGAAACGUUUUUCUGUUCUGGUGUGAAUGUACAUUAAAUACAUAACCUGCAGCUGCUGGUGUCCUUAUACAUUUUUAGUACCAACUUUAAAAAUGCAUAAGGGAGGACUUACAGUAAUUAUAAUAAGACUUGGCAAGCUGCACACUCAAAUCUUUUGUGGAUUAUUUAACAAAGUUUCUAUAAAUUUCUCAUAUGAAAAUAAAAUUUUAAUGUCAUUGAAUCUAAA